AUGCAGAACGCCGUGCUGGCGUGCCCCGCGCCGUCCGGCGGAGGCGCGGGAGGAGACGGCGGGGUCGGGGGCGCAGGCGUCGUGAUGGUGAAGCGCGCGGCCCUGGUGGCGUGCCUCACCUGCCCGCUCUGCCGCCGCCUGCUCCGCGACGCCGCCACCAUCACCGAGUGCCUCCACACCUUUUGCAGAAAGUGCAUAUCUAAGGAGUUCAUCGAUAAGGAGAUCUGCUACUGCCCUACUUGCAACAUUGAUUUAGGCUGUGCUCCAGAGGAGAAACUCAGAGUUGAUCACAGCCUACAAUAUGUGAGGUCAAAGAUAUUUCCUUCUAAAAGACGGAAGGUUGUGGACCAAGAAGCCAUAUCACCGGUCGAAUCACCUGUCAAGAGAAAAGAAAGAUCUCUAUCUUCACUGUCAGUCCAUGGUCCUCGGGUGUCUAUACAGAAAUGCCUCACAAAGAGGAGAACAAAAGCUUCGUGCUUACGCAGCUUGUCUUUGGGCAAUAAAGAUGCAACAAAGAAAGUUGGAGGAUGGAAACCUUUGGCCUCUCAUAUUAGAGUUGGUAAAAGUAAAAAAUCUCUCAAAUCAGGUUCCGAAGAGGACAAUAGAACUGGAAUCAAGUCUGAUGAUCCAGAGCAUGGUGCUCCUUCCAAUGAAGCAAAGGCUAGCCUCUUGAAACGCUUGUUGGAGUCUAAGGAACACCUGACAAAAAAGGAGAAUCUAGUGAAGAAGACUGGAAGCAAGAAAGUGUUCACUCUGAAGGGGAAAAAGAAAAUAUUCAAGGCAAAACAACCUAGGAAAAAGAGAAGAUUGCGAGCAUUAUGGUUCUAUCUAGUGGCUGCUUUUGACCAGAAGGGACAACCUCCUUUACCACAGCUACCUACGAAAUUUUUGAGGAUCAAGGAUGUUGAAUUGCCUGCUUCCUUCAUACAAAAGUACCUUGUGCAGAAACUCAAUCUUUCAAGUGAAGCUGAGGUGGAGUUGAUGUGCGCUGGCAAGAAAGUGGACCCAGCAAUCACCCUGCAUGACAUAACGGACUGCUAUCUGGACAAAGGACCGAACGGUUGGGUGCGGUCGUCCGUGGGCUCCCCUGCCACCGGGUUCAUCACAACGGUGUUCUACAGCAGGCCAGAGCUGCCCACACCCCCAACACCACCGCCACCACCUGAAAGUCACCAUGGAGCGCCGCCUCAUGUCUGA
Messenger RNA from Triticum turgidum subsp. durum (durum wheat), 1197 nucleotides. NCBI's taxonomy places the organism in Eukaryota, Viridiplantae, Streptophyta, Magnoliopsida, Poales, Poaceae. The record is from the annotation of a GenBank genome assembly.